This is a messenger RNA of Aegilops tauschii subsp. strangulata, 1983 nucleotides long. RefSeq names its product putative cyclin-dependent kinase F-2. Gene Ontology annotation, cellular component: nucleus. Gene Ontology annotation, molecular function: ATP binding; protein serine/threonine kinase activity. The record is from RefSeq and is a predicted model, not a curated record. NCBI's taxonomy places the organism in Eukaryota, Viridiplantae, Streptophyta, Magnoliopsida, Poales, Poaceae. Gene Ontology annotation, biological process: protein phosphorylation; regulation of mitotic cell cycle.
GGCAUGCCGCCGGCGUCACUGUCCCAGUCCAAGCCGCUCCCCUGCCUUCCCAUACGGAGGGCGUCGCGGUCGCACCGGAGUCGACCCGCAAGGACCCAAACAGGACCCUACGGGCCCAGAUCAGGGGGUCUGAAAUCCCCAUAUAUGGCUUGCACCAAGAACCUAUCAAAGCCGAAGAGGAACGUGCGACACCACCUGCACCGCCCCGCCCCUCGGCAAAGUUCAGUGCAUCAUCCGUCGUGAUUUUUACAGUAGCAUCAUCAGGUGGUCUCGAGCCAUAACCAGGUAACAUAGCGGCUGCCUUACGCGGAAGCUGAAGGAGGGCAAUGGCCUCCUUGAUUGCUCUGAUAGUUCAGCCGGUCCCUAUCUGUCCGAGUUUGAAUAGAAUUCGCACGUAUAAUGUACACGCGCGCGCUACGUACGUGUAAUUGCCGGCUGGCUGGGUGCAUGGUACGCCUCCCUCACGCUGCUGGUGCCUAAACCCAAUUAACAUGCACCUGCAUAAUAAGCCUUCUCAAAUAAAACCGAGUUUGAAUCGAAUUCCAUAACCGAGUCGUAGGUGGAAUGCAGACUAGCGUACGCGCUCUCCAUCUACAUAUACAUUGGCAUACGCAUACGGCCUUGUGAGAUCAGAAACCAAAACCAAUCUCUCCCUACCUCCGUCUACCUAGCUUUUGCCGAUCCAUCUCCACGAUUUUUCUCGCCGAAACAUGGGAUGGUCCACCUCAACGCCGCCGGGCAUGGGCGUGGCUGCCCUAGACCACGCCGUCACGGCCACACCAGCAGCGCGCAAGAAUCAAGGAGCAGCGGCCACUAGCAACGACUCCAACUCCCCAACAGCCAGCCGCUACCACCGCCUCGAGGUGCUCGGCACCGGGACAUUCGGCGUCGUCUACCGCGUGAGGGACCGGCGCACGGGAGAGAUCGCGGCGAUGAAGUGCCUGCGGACGAACGGCGCUCACGGCCGCGACGUCGACCGCUACCUCUCCGACUUCGCGAGCGAGGUCAGCGCCCUCGAGGCGUGCAGCGGCCACCCAUCCAUCGUGCAGCCGCGCGCCUCCGGCCACCUCCGCGGCGAGGCCUUCCUCGCCAUGGAGUUUGUGGGGCCAACUCUCAGACACGUCAUCAAGCAUGUCCGCUUCGGGAGGAGACACACCGAGCUGGAGGUUCGCCUGCUCAUGAGGCAGCUUUGCGCCGGCGCACGGAGGAUGAAUCGUCUCGGCCUCAUGCACCGCGACCUCAAGCCGGAGAACGUGCUUGUCGACGGCCGUGGGAACCUCAAGAUCUGCGACCUGGGGUUAUCGUGCAGCAUGGCCGAUGGGCCGCCUUACUCCAACCCCGUCGGGACACGGGGAUACCGCGCGCCGGAGCUUCUCCUCGGAUGCACGGAUUAUGAUGAGCAUGUCGACUCUUGGGCUCUUGGCGUCAUGAUGGCCGAGCUCCUCGCCGGCAAGCACCCUUUUCAUGGGAGGUCAGACACGGAGCACCUCAGCGAGAUCUUGGCCCUUCUUGGCAUGGCUGACAUCAAAGAGUGGUCGGGAUACGACGGGCGCCGUUUGCCCAGGGGAUGCCAACCAGAAAGCUUUCUGCGCAACAAGUUCCCAUGUCCCGCUGAGGCCAGGAUCAAAGGCCCGCCGACAUUGUCGGAGGCUGGUUUCGAGGUCUUGAGCGGUCUUCUACGAUGCAACCCGGAGAAGAGGCUCACGGCAGAGCAGGCGCUCAAGCAUCGGUGGUUCAAGGAAGCCAACCCGAGAGCUACAAGGAGCUGACCGGUGAAACAGCACAAUCUACAACGGCGUCUGAUUCAUGUAAACUAGAAAUGCAAAUAUUAAUUGUAUAUGAAUUGUAUGAAUGAGUCUGUAUGAGGUGUGAGAUAAGCAAGCAGUAGUUUUCCUGUGUACACAAUCUACAACGGCAUUUGAUCCAUUUUUAGUGUGGUUUCUUGCUCUUAUGCUAAGCACAAAUUCCCACAAGAUUUAUUUG